Molecule: messenger RNA, 3136 nt
Organism: Colossoma macropomum (tambaqui)
Lineage: Eukaryota; Metazoa; Chordata; Actinopteri; Characiformes; Serrasalmidae
Product: growth arrest-specific protein 1
Exons: 1
Coding region: 544-1323 (259 amino acids)
Biological process (GO): regulation of cell cycle
Source: RefSeq, a predicted model, not a curated record
AGGAGGGAGGGAAAAGUUUUCUUUUCUCUGCUCGGAGAAAGAAGGAGAGAGAAAGGGAGGAGGGGCGCUGAGAAACAGCUCAGCCAAGCGUGCAAAAACCGAACUGGGCGAGGAGGGACAGACAGACAGACACCAGACUUCAGCGUGGAGGCACGAAAACGGAGACGCGCGGAUGACCUGCGACGAGGAAAGUGAGGAAAGUUGAGCAGAAAGGAAGGAAAAACGGGACGAAUUCGACUUCACGGGCUGGGAUGCGCCAGGAAUGCGAACUCCUGCGCUAAGGGUUUCUGGGAAAACUGCUCUUUAUCUCUCUCUCUCUGUUUUUCCAAGGUAAUCUGAUAAGCGCUGUAGCCUGCAGGCCUCCUGAGCAGCCUUUUCAAGUUUGCUUAAAACUUUUUUUCAUGCAGUUUUUCAUUAUUAAGGAUUUUACUUGGUGAGCACCACCUAGUAGUGUGGAAUGUGGAGCACACUUGGAUUUCUUGGGCUGCCAAAUGUGGAAGAAAGCUGACUUUGCAAAUCCGUGAGUCGCAGGGGACCCCCAGCAUGGAGGCCCCAUGUGGCCCCCCUGCGCUCUUCUUCUCCUUCUCCUUCUUCAUCUUCACCUCGCUCACGCUGGCUCUGAAUGGCCAGUUGGUCUGCUGGCAGGCCUUGCUGCAGUGCCAUCAUGAGCGAGAUUGCGAGCUGGCCUAUAAGCAGUACCUGACAGCGUGUGACGGAAACCUGAGGGGGGCGAGGAGGCAGUGUCCGAGCCACUGCGUCGGCGCGCUAAUCCGCCUCAACCAGACGGCCAGCGGGCCAGACCUGGAGACCUGUGACUGUGGCCAGGACAUGGAGUGCCGCAUGGCCAAAAACGCCAUUGAGCCCUGCCUGCCCAGAACUCACCCCGGCGGAAUGGGCUGCACUGAGGCCCGGCAGCGCUGUGAGGACAACCCCAGCUGCCGGAAGUCCCUGAACGCCUACCUGUCCUCCUGCGGUCAGCUUUUCAACGGCAGGAAGUGCUCGGCCCGCUGCAAGGCCACCAUCGAGGAACUGCUGUUCAUGCCUGACGGCGUCAUGCUGGACAAGUGUAUAUGUGAUGGAGUAGAGAGGCCGUUUUGUGAGGUGGUCAAGGAGAACAUGGUCAGGCUGUGCUCCGUCGGCAACCAUGGAGUGCACACCGACCAAGACAGCCUGGACGAUGCAUAUGAGGAUGAGGAUUACGAGGUUAAAGGCGAGCGGGAGAUGGAUGUGGACGCUGCGGUGCAAUAUUCGGGGGCCAAGCACUUCUCAAGCCAUAUAGUUCUGGUCUGGGGGUCACUCUUGUUGACUUUUCUUGGGGCUUGAGCACCUCAAGCUCUUCUGCGUGGUCAGGGCAAGCUAGAUGACUAGGUGGCAUGCACUGGGCUCUGAAGCUGGACUGGAUGAAGUUUUGUUAAAACAAAAUUAUGAGCGCUACCAGAGGGAUAGUAAGGGUCUUAUGAAGGUGCUCUAUGGAUAGGAGGUUAAAAAAGUGCAAGAAAUUAAUGAAUUUCAAUAGCAGUCUUCAAGAAAUUGAAUGUCUAAAUAUAUCUUGCGUAUCCAGUCUGGUAUGGAUUGCCUUUUUAUAAAAGACUUAAGCUACAGGAAUAGGAACCUUGUGUUCCAAGAGUGAAGCUAAAAACUUCUUUUUUCACUGAAAUAUACCUUAAUGGAAGAUAUCUGGGUUUUUCAACCUAUUCGGUGUGUACCAUAUCAGUAUGAUAUGGUCGAUCACCAGGGACAGUAACGUCAGUUUUCCUAGCGCUUAGUAAAGAACAGAAAACAUGUGGACUCAAACUUACUUAGUAUAGAAGCCAGUGGGUAGUUGUGAUGGCUGCAAUGGUUGUAGUAUCAAUUUUGUGUUAUACAAUCACAUAUUUCAAGCAUUUAUUCGUGGAAUUCAGCAGGUGCCCAUUGGCUUCUGUUAUAAGUGCGUUUUGCGUCAACAGGUUUUCUGCUUUUUUUCAAAGUACAAGAAAUGUGUCAAAAUUAUCGCCUGUGGUAAUUGACCAUGUGCCACAGAUGCAGCAGAUAGGGACUGAUUUGAAAAUCGCUGAAGUAUCCCUUUAAUCUUCAAGAUUUGUGGCAUUGAGAGAGGUUAGUUUGAUGAGAGACUAUGAAGAUGUAAACUGUUCUUUCCCUCCCACUCUCUCUCUCUUUCUCUCUCUCUCUCUCUCUCGGGUUGUUUCACCCCAUUGCUGCCUGAAGUGUGUCUUCUUUUUUUUUUUUUAAGUAAGACUUAAGACAAACAGUGAACUUGCUUGGUGGGUGUUUGCGGACCUCUUGUUGCCCACACGCUCAUUGUGGUGACUAUUACACUUCAAAUAUUUGCAGUGGACGGCCAGAGAAAAGAGCAGGUUUCGGGAUCAAGUUGUUAAAUUAAGUGGAGAGGCUCUUCACAGGCUACUAAAUUGCGCCCCCCCUCCCUUUCCCACCCCCACUCACUCCAUUUUCUCUCUUUCUCUGUCUCUCUCUCUCCCUCUCUCAUUUCACUGAAUCAUCCCCUGGCAUGACCUCUUUCCUCUCUUUCUCUCCCUCCCCCAUUCCUAGAGGAAAUACUUGAUCUCUUUCUCUCCCUGUCUCUCUCUCACUCUCUCUCUCUUCUCACUCUCUCUCUCUUUUCUCUGCUUCUGAGCUGGGCCAUUGUUUGUGCUCUAAAGUAAUUGGGCUUUAUGAAAUUUCUCUCGCACAUGGAAAGCUUGACCGACUUGUAAGAAGCUAUUUUCUGCUCGAGAUUUGAUUAAAGCAGCAGAACCCCCUCGUUCCGUAACGUCAAACAUCUGCUGACUUUUCGGCCUUGCUUGGAGAGAAGAUAAAUGAAUGAACAAUGCGUUUGGAGAUUUUUUUUUCUGACUAACUCGAAGAACCGUCCCGCCAGUAGUCAGCGGUUAUCUACGUUUUUGGCUGUAAAGCUCUUCUCUCGUCUGCAUUCGAAUCAGGAAUUAACCACAUUAGGUGUGUUAACAUUGUAACAGUUUAUAGUUGGAAUAAUGAUCGAAUGUCAUACGUUCUUUUGUUGAAUUGCUGCAAAAUUUGUAUGUACAGAAAGCAAUAUAUUUAUGUUUUGAACAAUAUGAAGGAAUAAAAUUGAAUGUGAAUUGUCCACGUAAUUGCUUGUCCAGUUGGUUCAUUUGCUAAG